Messenger RNA from Ogataea parapolymorpha DL-1, 1041 nucleotides. RefSeq lists its product as uncharacterized. The coding region runs from base 1 to 1041 and encodes 346 amino acids. Gene Ontology annotation, cellular component: cytosol. The record is from RefSeq and is a predicted model, not a curated record. Gene Ontology annotation, molecular function: sulfurtransferase activity; tRNA binding. Gene Ontology annotation, biological process: tRNA wobble position uridine thiolation. NCBI's taxonomy places the organism in Eukaryota, Fungi, Ascomycota, Pichiomycetes, Pichiales, Pichiaceae. The transcript has a single exon.
AUGCAGGACGAGAAGUUCAAGGUCAAGUUUGGCAACUCCAGAGUAGAGCGGCCCAAAGUUCUUCUGCCGCUUUCCUACGGCAGUUCGUCGCUGGCGCUGCUCGAUAUGGUCAUUUCGCAUUUGGAAGAACAGUGCCAGAAUGAGAGGGCUGUUCAGGGCUACGUUUUGGUGGUGCUUCACGUGGGUGAGGACACUGCGCGGAUGGAGCGACUGAGAAAGAAGUACUCGCGCGUACUGGAGAGACUGGAAGUGCAAUUUGUGACGGUGGAUCCAGCGGUGUUUGUGCGGGACCUUGCCAAAGUGGCGGUGACAGAUGAGUACGCUGUGCACCGGACAGAAAAUAGCGAGUCUCUAAAUUUGCAGGAGCUGUUGCUCCAGUUCGAUAGCCGGUCGUCGCGGCAGGAUUUUUGGCAGCAGGUUGUCCAGGAAGUGAUUUUCCGCAGUGCAGUGGCGCAUGACUGCUCAGUGGUGAUUUUUGGCCACUCAAUGAGCCGUUUGGCAGAGGAAAUCCUUGCUCUCACCGUCAAGGGCCGCGGCUCAGAGACCGCACACCGUCUCACAGACGGGACAAUGGACUACGUGGGAUGCUCCUUGCAUGUGAUACAUCCGCUGCGAGAGGUUUUGGCCUCUGAAAUCAAAGAGUAUGUGAGAUUCAGCGGGUUGCAAGAAAUGGUUGCAACUGAAGAGUCCGUGAAGCACAAGUCUGCGAAAAAUAAGACAGUCAACGAGCUGGUGUGCGAGUACUUCGAAACGGUCGAGAGCGAGUACCCGGAGGUCAUUUCGACGGUAGUCAAGAUCGGCACAAAACUCGACUCGCCGCAGGGCAUGGCACAGCAAUGUAUAUUGUGCCAGGAAGCGGUUUAUCGCGACCCCAAGACGUGGCUAGAGCAAAUGUCCGAGAGCGCGAAUAAACAGGCCCAGAGCGAUGUGCCGCUGUGCUACGGGUGUCUGGUAAACGUGGGUGUAGGCGGCGGGGCGGUGUGGCCGGUGAGUCGGCCGUCGAGGGAGGAAAUUCUGGCAGAGUAUAUUUUAGAGGAAUAA